This is a messenger RNA of Syngnathus typhle (broad-nosed pipefish), 6346 nucleotides long. Its product is annotated as protein unc-13 homolog B-like. NCBI's taxonomy places the organism in Eukaryota, Metazoa, Chordata, Actinopteri, Syngnathiformes, Syngnathidae. The transcript has 41 exons. The record is from RefSeq and is a predicted model, not a curated record. Gene Ontology annotation, cellular component: plasma membrane; terminal bouton; presynaptic active zone cytoplasmic component. Gene Ontology annotation, molecular function: calmodulin binding; phospholipid binding; diacylglycerol binding. Bases 221 to 5014 code for a protein of 1597 amino acids. Gene Ontology annotation, biological process: synaptic vesicle maturation; synaptic vesicle priming; presynaptic dense core vesicle exocytosis.
UUGACAGCAAGUCGGUUGCAUGAAGAUACUUUUAAUAGUCGUGCAGUUUGAUUGCUCCCCUGUCGGGAAAGCACCUGCAAUUUGCCUUACGCAAAAGCAUCUACGAUUAGGAAAAUGAAUUAAUAGCGAGUAUCAUGUUGUCACACUCGCUUAAAUAUUGUCAAGCGUCUGCUUUCUUUCCAAAGUGAGUGAAACUACUGGAUUGGUGUUGGAAGCGCUCAUGUCGUUACUUUGUGUAAAAGUGAAAAAAGCCAAGCUCCACGGACCUUCAGAUAAAUUCAACACUUACGUGACUCUGAAGGUGCAGAAUGUCAAAAGCACGACAAUCACCGUGCGAGGGGAUCAGCCAUCCUGGGAACAAGAUUUCAUGUUUGAGAUCAACCGGCUGGAUCUCGGUCUUAUUGUUGAGGUGUGGAACAAAGGCCUCAUCUGGGACACCAUGGUGGGGACUUCCUGGAUCCCCUUAAAGCGUGUUCAACAAUCGGAGGAGGUUAGAAAUGAGGGCCAAGGAGAAUGGCUUCUAUUGUAUUCAGAGGUCCUGAUGAAAGCAGAUGAGAUAUACGGCACCAAGAACCCGACCCCUCAUCAACUCUUAUUGGACACUCGCUUUGAGCUGCCUUUUGACAUCCCUGAAAAUGAAGCACGGUACUGGACAGACAAACUGGAACAAAUCAAUUCCACGGAAAUUCAUGAUGAGUACACUCUUACGGACGACAUUGACGGUCAUCCGUUGCCCCCCACAGUUUCCCAGUGCUCUUUGGAUGACCAGGACAGUGCAGUCGAUGACCGGGAUAGCGACUACCGCAGCGAGACUAGUAACAGUUUGCCGCCACGUUACCAUACAACAACUCAGCCCAACUCCUCCGUGCACCAGUAUCCCAUCGGGCCUCGGCCACACCGACACUUUGACUCGUGCACGGAUUCCCUGCACAGUUUCGAACUGGACUACCGAGACCAGAGAAUCAGUCCAGUGGAAAGUAGUCGAUUUGGGUCAUCGGGAAACCUGAGUCAGACCAGCUCUCAGCUGAGCGAGAUCGGUCACGAAAGCACCGGAGGGUCGGAAAUCGAAGAAUGCUUCCACUCCUUUCACAGCGCCGGCUUCUAUCCUUCCUCAAAUCUUGCAACAAACGGACACUCCGCUGUCGGCGAGAAGGUUCAACCUCAACCGGCCUUCGACGCAAGACGGAGUUCACAAAAUGAAACCCCAGCAGAGAAAGUUGUGUCUAAACUUCACAGGUUUCACGAUGAAGGGUCACCUUUACCAUUUUCUCCAUCCAGAGUUCGUUGGCUGAAAGCCAUCAAUAAAGUCAGAGUUCAACUACGAGAGGUUUGUCAUGAUGAACCGAGUGUAAGACAGGCCUGGGUAAAACCAAGUGGUGGACCAGGGCUGUAUGGGAUUGAUAGUAUGCCAGACCUUCGUAAAAAGAAAAAUAUCGCCUUGGUUAGCGAUGUGUCCCUUGUCCAAGCCCGUAAAGCAGGCAUCGCAUCUGCGUUGGCUGCGAGAUCUUCCAUCAAGGAUGAGGAACUGAAAAACCACGUGUAUAAGAAGACCCUCCAAGCUCUGAUCUACCCAAUAUCAUGCACCACGCCUCAUAACUUUGAAGUGUGGACCGCCACAACACCCACAUACUGUUAUGAAUGUGAGGGGCUGCUGUGGGGAAUCGCACGGCAGGGCGUUCGCUGCUCCGAGUGCGGCGUCAAGUGUCACGAAAAGUGUCAGGAACUUCUCAACGCUGACUGUUUACAACGUGCUGCCGAGAAGAGUUCUAAACACGGCGCUGAGGACCGGACGCAAAAUAUCAUCAUGGCAAUGAAGGACAGAAUGAAAAUCAGGGAAAGGAACAAACCGGAAAUUUUUGAACUGAUCAGGGAAGUUUUUAUCAUCAGCAAAACCUCCCAUUCGCAACACAUGAAGGCAAUCAAACAGAACGUACUGGACGGUACCUCAAAGUGGUCUGCCAAGGUCACCAUCACAGUUGUUUGUGCACAAGGACUUCAGGCAAAGGAUAAGACGGGAUCCAGUGAUCCCUAUGUCACCGUGCAGGUGGGCAAGACAAAAAAGAGAACCAAAACUAUCUUUGGCAACCUCAAUCCAGUGUGGGAGGAGAAAUAUCACUUCGAAUGCCACAAUUCAUCAGACAGAAUCAAAGUGCGCGUGUGGGAUGAGGACGAUGACAUCAAAUCAAGAGUCAAGCAGCGUCUUAAGAGAGAAUCUGACGAUUUCCUCGGCCAGAGUAUUAUUGAAGUCCGAACACUGAGUGGAGAAAUGGACGUCUGGUACAAUCUAGAGAAGAGGACGGACAAGUCAGCCGUGUCCGGGGCCAUCCGCCUCCAAAUCAACGUGGAGAUUAAGGGGGAGGAGAAGGUGGCUCCAUACCAUGUGCAGUAUACCUGUUUGCAUGAGAACCUGUUCCACCACUCUACGGAUAUCCACGGACACGGUGUGGUGAAAAUCCCCGAGGCCCGUGGAGACGACGCAUGGAAAGUUUAUUUCGACGACGUGGCGCAAGAUAUCGUGGACGAGUUUGCCAUGCGUUACGGAAUCGAGUCAAUCUACCAGGCCAUGACGCACUUUGCUUGCCUGUCUUCUAAAUACAUGUGUCCCGGGGUUCCUGCGGUGAUGAGCACGCUGCUCGCCAAUAUAAAUGCCUUCUACGCCCACACAACCGCCUCCACCAAUGUGUCCGCCUCUGACCGUUUUGCGGCCUCCAAUUUUGGGAAAGAACGUUUUAUUAAGCUCCUUGACCAGUUGCACAAUUCCUUACGAAUAGACCUCUCUACCUACAGGAACCAUUUCCCUGCCAGCAACAAGGAUCGCCUCCAGGAUUUAAAAUCCACUGUGGAUCUUUUAACCAGUAUCACAUUCUUCAGAAUGAAGGUCCAGGAAUUACAGUCCCCACCCAGAGCCAGCCAAGUCGUCCGAGACUGUGUCAAGGCCUGUCUCAACUCCACCUACGACUACGUCUUCAAUAACUGCCACGAUCUUUACAGCCAACAGUACCAGCCGGUGGAAAUGAACAAGGAAGAGCUCUCUUUGGAAGAUCAAGGUCCGAGUAUCAAGAACUUGGACUUUUGGCCUAAACUCAUUAUGCUCAUUGUCUCCAUUAUUGAAGAGGACAGGAACUCCUACACGCCAGUGCUGAACCAGUUUCCGCAAGAAUUGAAUGUAGGGAAGGUGUCAGCGGAGGUCAUGUGGACUUUGUUUGCACAAGACAUAAAGUAUGCUAUGGAAGAACAUGAAAAACAGAGAUUGUGUAAAAGUACAGACUACAUGAAUCUGCAUUUCAAAGUGAAAUGGCUCUAUAACGAAUACGUCAAGGAGCUUCCCAGCUUCAAGGAUGUCGUUCCAGACUACCCAUCAUGGUUCUUGCAAUUUGUGCUGCAGUGGUUGGAUGAAAAUGAGGAUGUGUCUAUGGAAUUUAUGCAUGGAGCUUUAGAGAGAGAUAAAAAAGAUGGGUUCCAGCAAACGUCAGAGCACGCUCUCUUCUCCUGCUCGGUGGUGGACAUCUUUACUCAACUCAACCAAAGCUUCGAGAUCAUCAAGAAACUGGAAUGCCCUGAUCCCAAUGUCAUGGGGCAGUACAGUCGCCGCUUCUCCAAGACUAUUGCCAAAGUUCUUUUGCAGUACAGUGCCAUUCUUAACAAGAGUUUUCCUUCCUACAUCGACAAGGAGAAGAUUCCCUGCGUCCUGAUGAAUAACGUGCAACAAUUGCGAAUCCUAUUGGAGAAGAUGUUUGAGUGCAUGGGUGCCACACAGUUCAACAAUAGAAUACCAGCAUGUCAGUUUGAGGAGAGUGAGGAGGAGGAAGAGGAAGGUGACAAAAUUCAGGUUGAGAUGGACACCGAGGCAAGUGAUCUGCUCAACAACCUGCAGGUGAAGCUGAACAGCGUGCUAGAUGAGCUCAGCAGUACAUUUGGGAACAGUUUCCAGAGCCGCAUCAACGACUGCAUGCGUCAGAUGGCGUCUCUGCUGUACCAGAUAAAAGGGCCACUCAACGCAAACACCAAAAGCCAGGUGGAGGCCGACUCUGAUAACAUGCUACGGCCUCUUAUGGAUUUCCUGGAUGGGAGGUUGAUGCUGUUUGCGACCAUUUGUGAGAAGACCGUUUUGAAGCGUGUGCUCAAGGAGCUGUGGAGGAUUGUGAUGGUCAACCUGGAGAAAACGAUUGUUCUGCCUCAGGGCACUGACACCUUUGGUGCGCAGAUACUCUCGGCCGCAAAGGAGCUCGGUCAACUUUCCAAACUCAAAGAUCAUAUGGCGGGCGAGGCAAAGAGUCUAUCUCCACGGCAGUGUGCCGUUAUGGAUGUUGCACUGGACACCAUUAAGCAAUAUUUCCAUGCGGGAGGAAAUGGUCUGAAGAAGGCCUUCCUGGAGAAGAGUGCUGAGCUGUCGUCACUCCGCCACACCUUGUCCCUCUACACUCAAACCACUGACACACUCAUCAAGACCUUUGUGACCAGUCAACAGGCACAAGGAUCAGGCGUGUCCAACCCUAUUGGCGAGGUGUCCGUCCAGGUUGAGCUCCACACUCAUCCCAAAAGCGGAGAACGCAAGGUUUCCGCCAAAGUUGUGGCAGCCACUGAUUUGAAAUGGCAGACCACUGGAAUGUUCCGACCCUUUGUGGAGCUCACCAUGAUCGGACCUCACCUCAGUGACAAGAAACGUAAAUUCCAGACCAAAUCCAAGAACAACAGCUGGUCUCCGAAAUUCAACGAGACAUUCCACUUCGUUCUGGGAAACCAGGAUGGUUUCGAAUGCUACGAGCUGCAAGUGUGCGUCAAGGAUUACUGCUUCGGUCGAGCCGACCGGGUGGUGGGCUUGUCUGUGAUCCAGCUGAGGGACAUCAUGGAGAAGGGCAACUGCGCCUGCUGGUGCCCACUUGCUUCAUGCAUCCACAUGGACGACACGGGCCUCACCGCCAUGCGGAUCUUGUCGCAGCGCACCAAUGACGAUGUGGCGAAGGAAUUCGUGAGGCUUAAAUCGGAAACGAGAUCGGCCGAAGAGGGCAGAUGAGGAAUUCCCCCUCGGUAGACAUUUCUUAAUUGACUAUUUGGUGGCACCUGACCAAGGUCCCUCACAUACUUUGUGUCCCUCAAAUUUUACUUGGCUCUUAACCCGCCUUUUUUUUGUUUGUUUGUUUAAACCUCCGACAAUGCAAAUGUCAAUAAGUUUGAUGCCUUACACUCCCAAAUCCAAACAGUGAAAGUGUCAAAUGAAGUCAGCUCAAGGUGCAGACCUGCGCUUUCCGAGUCGUGUAAAGACGACAAUCAAUUUCAUCUCACGCAGUGUCAAAGGCGAUCGAAUUUUGGAAGCAGACCUCAUCCAGUCGUCUUUUAACACUUGAAUAUGUGCCUCCUAAUGGCUUCUUUUAAUGCCACAAUGUGAAAGACCCCCCCCCCCCCUUCCUUCGGGACACACUUAUUAAUCAAAGUGUAUAAAAUCAAAACUCCCAACUCCUCAAGCACAGUCACGGUAGGAAAGACAAUUUAUUUAUUUAUUUAUUUUUUAAACUAUUAUUUAUUUUUUGUGCCCAUGGUGUACAAUUUUUCCUGCUGCAGUGUUGUUACUCAGCAGCACGACGUCUGAGUUGAUUUUUAAAGUGUUUACUUACCGAUGGUUUACAUGUUAGAAGGGGGAUAAAUAAGUUAGAGCAAAUGUCGAUGCUUCCCGUACAGCAAAUGUCUUUCACUUUCACAGUCCAUCGUUUUCAGAAAUUAAAAACCAUUGGAUAGCUUCCAGCUUUCCAAAAAUGUGAAGAAGAAUCUGUCACCCAACCUGAUUUGUUUGUUUCUGCUCGUGCUUUUUUUUAUUUUUCACUUGCCUUACUGCGAUUGAACAUUUUUGUUUUAUUGUCUUAUUUUUGCCUACCUACUGUGAGGUUUUCUACUUUCCCUUCCUGUAUUCCAAUAAGUGAUCUCCUUUUUUUCUACUUUUAUCAUUUCUACAAAUGCUAAAUGUUGAUCUUUCUCUGUCCCUUAAUGGUAUUAUGUAUGUAUGUGUUUGUGUGUAUGCGUAAUGUGACCGUAAGAUACGUUUUGAAUUCGAUGCUGACAUGAAUUCACGUGCCAUCAAAGUGUUUUAUAACUGAUGGACAAAUAACGAGUAAUGACGGUUGUAUUUAUUUAUGUUUUUUCAAUAUGAACACCUCAGCGGUGGAGCGAUCCUGUUUUUAACACAAAAUAUCCUGGAGAAAGAAACGAGAUUAAAUAUUUUCUGUAAUAUACUAUCCUUGUGCCAUUUUUUAAUUUUGCAUUUUUCUCCACUAGGUGAAUUGAUUUGUUGCUAUGUAUAUGUUGUCAUUCAAACAUUCCUAUUCAUUUUCUAUAAAGUGUACGUCCAUCAAAA